AUGACAAAGCUCAGCCCAGAGAAAAAAUUGUAUUUCAUACCGCAUCAUGCCGUUGUAAAACCAGAUAGUCUAACAACCAAAUUGAGAGUAGUGUUUGAUGCAUCGGCCAAAACGAGCUCUGGAAGAUCCCUCAAUCAAUGCAUGCACAUUGGAGCUCGCCAACAAAGUGAUCUAUUCGAGAUAUUGAUACGUUGGAGACGACACAAAUGCAUUCAAGGCCGACAUCGAGAAAUGUAUCGGCAAAUAAAAUUGGAUACAGAAGAUCAACGUUACCAUACCAUAUUGUGGAGAGAGCAGCCGGCUACGCCGAUAAAAGAAUACCAAUUGACAACAGCGACAUUUGGAACAGCAGCAGCACCAUUUAUGGCCACAAGAACGUUGAGACAGAUUGCGGACGAUGCAAAGACAGAAUAUCCAUUGGCGGAACAUUUGAUCAAAAACGAUUUCUAUGUCGAUGAUUUUAUAUCAGGAAGCAACAGUUUGGAAAACGCAAUCAAAGAAAAGGAUGAGGUGAUCAAAGCAUUGCAAUCGGGAGGAAUGACAUUACGAAAAUGGACAUCGAAUGAUCAAGCAUUUCUCAGGACGAUUCCAGAUGAACAAACAGAAAAGGUGCUUCAAUUGAUCGGAACCGAUGACACAAAAGCACUGGGAAUACGAUGGAAUCCACGAACGGACCAUUUUGGUUUUGAAGUACAAUGGGCAUCAGACAAACGAGUGACAUCAAAACGUGAAUUGUUGUCAGAAGCAUCCAAGCUGUACGAUCCAUUGGGGUGGUUGGCACCAAUCAUGAUUAAGGCAAAGUUGAUCAUGCAACAGACAUAUACGAAGGAAAUUGGGUGGGAUGAUCCACUCCCAGAGUCGAUAGUGGAGCAAUGGAGUCAAUUCAAAAGUGAGUUACCAUCCGUUACAAAAUUGAGAAUCCCGAGAUGGAUACAGUUGAACAAUGAGACGAUGGAAAGCGCUCUGGUGGGAUUUUGUGAUGCAUCAGAAAAGGGAUAUUCUGCCGUCGUAUACACCCGAAUCAAGAACAACGAGGCAGUUACAGUGACAAUGGUAGCUUCAAAAACACGAGUAGCGCCCAUUAAAUCAAAGCUGACAAUUCCGCAGUUGGAGUUAUGCGGAGCAGUUUUACUGAGCAACUUGAUGAUCAGAACAAAGAAAGCACUGAACUUGGCAGAAUUCCAACAUUCGCAUGGACGGAUUCAAUGA
Molecule: messenger RNA, 1209 nt
Organism: Bradysia coprophila
Lineage: Eukaryota; Metazoa; Arthropoda; Insecta; Diptera; Sciaridae
Source: RefSeq, a predicted model, not a curated record